Messenger RNA from Athalia rosae (coleseed sawfly), 4307 nucleotides. Its product is annotated as polynucleotide 5'-hydroxyl-kinase NOL9. Bases 381 to 3110 code for a protein of 909 amino acids. Gene Ontology annotation, molecular function: polynucleotide 5'-hydroxyl-kinase activity. Gene Ontology annotation, cellular component: nucleus. NCBI's taxonomy places the organism in Eukaryota, Metazoa, Arthropoda, Insecta, Hymenoptera, Athaliidae. Gene Ontology annotation, biological process: cleavage in ITS2 between 5.8S rRNA and LSU-rRNA of tricistronic rRNA transcript (SSU-rRNA, 5.8S rRNA, LSU-rRNA). The record is from RefSeq and is a predicted model, not a curated record. The transcript has 6 exons.
CUAAUUGUCGCGGUAGAUUCAAAAUGUUGCAUCUGGUAUAUUUCUCAGUCAAUGUUCUGGUAUUGAAGAUAAAUCCUCAGUCAAUACUGGAUGAUCAACUAUCGCUUUUGGAUUUUUAAAGUCACUGCGUUCACAGUGUUGAAUAAAAUAAAUCCACAGUCAAUCCAUGCUUUUUUGUUUUACCUGGAUUUGAAUUUACCGGGAUUUUGAAAUGUCUCGUUGCGUAGAACAAAUGCCAUGUGCGUAGGGAACGUAGCAAACAAAAUUGUAAGGUUACAAGUUGCGGCACAGACGGUAAUUUUAGUGCUGUAAUUCUUCGCGGUUUUCUCAAGAGACACUCGUUGAAAGGUAAAGACUUUUGAGAUCUAAAGAACUUUGCUAUGACAGCGAAUGGGAGUGAUUGGAAAUUCAAAACUCGUGUAAAAAAAAUGCUGAUCGACAAGGGCAUCAUAGAUCCAAAAUCCCAGUGGAAAAAUGAAAGAAAGAUGUUACAUAGAUUCAAAAAUAAUUCUCUUGACACUCUCAAACGGAAUGAAGAUGUUGGGCUCGUCAAACAGGAACAUACCUCUAACACUGUUACACCUGCAGUGGCUGAUGCCACACCUACAAACCGAUCUAAAUUGAAUAACAAUCACGAGAUAACAAGAAAGCAGAAAGUGGAAAAAAAGAAGAGAAGACUCAAAUCUUUGAAAUCUAGUUAUAACGAAUUGACCGUGAAAAAGGCAACGCCAAUGAAGAACAAAAAGCAGCGCCAAAGAUUGGUCACACCCAAACAGAACCAACCGUUAAAUUCUAUUAAAAAUUCAAGUUUCCAAUGUGUAGAAGAUGAGAAGAGCAGCCAAAACUCUCCAUUUUCUAGAAAGUUGAAGAUAUUUGGAGAUCCAACUAUGUUAAACGGAACUCCAACAUACAUUUCUAAGUUUCCUAUGUAUGAAUCACUGACGCCAAAUUAUACCAAGGAUAAAAAACAGCCUAAUGGGCAUGGGAGCAUUUUGAAUGAACUUUUUUCUGAUGCAAAACAUUCAGACUGUACUAUCGUUCAAAAUAUAGCAAUGAACACACAAAGUGGAGACCAAAGUGUUGAAGAUGUAAUUGACGACUCUGUAAAAUCUCCAGAGCCAAGUGUUGAAACUGAAGACGCUCGAAUCUGGACUCAGCAAAGAAUUCCAUUGCAAAAUAACAGAGAUGACAAAGAAGAAGAAGAAGAAAAGGACUUUGUUGAAGAAGAAGAAGGUUGCGAUUACGAAUCCGAUACUUCUUUCAUUUUGCAGGAUGAAGAAUCUGAUUCCAAUCAAAUAAACAACGAUUUUCCUCUCCAAUCAAUCAUCGAAGAUUCAGAACUAUUGGACAUCAACUCGAGUGUUAAACCACAGUUUUACAGCCUCCAAAAUAAGGUAAUAGCAUCAAUGAACCCUUCAUGUAAAUUUUACUUUAAUGGAAAACUGCGUGUCAAAGUCUUAAUUGGGAAAGUUGAGAUCUAUGGUUAUAUCAUUAGCAAACAUCAGACUAUAGAACCUGCUGAAAUUUACUCUCCUAGAGGAUCGAGCCUUGUCAGCAUUGAAACGUACGGCGAACCUGAUGAAGGUGGGACAGAGAAUCUGUGUGAUUUGUUCACCAAUGAAGGGAUAGAUUACAGUAUAGCGAAAGACCUGCAAGACAAAUUGAGGGACUUGCCAGUUGGUGGAGCCAUUAUUAUGCUAGAAAAUUUAGAGAACACAUUAACAAAGUUCCUAGACCAUCACUACCAAUUCAAGCUAUUCCCAAAGAUCGAAGAUGUAACAAAUUACCUCAAUUCACACCCCAAAAGAGCCGAGAAACUGUUACAGGUGAUAUUCCAAUACAACGACUCGGUAGGAAGGAAGCUAAAAAAAGAUCAAUAUCGAGAAGUAAAUAUUCAGAACCGAUUUUUGGAACUUAGUUCAAACACAAACGGUCCUCCUCCACGGAUAUUAAUCGCUGGAGGUAAAAGUGUUGGAAAAUCUACAACCUUACGUUAUAUUGUCAAUGGUCUCUUGUCGGUCCAAAAGGAAAUCAUUGUUGUCGAUUUCGAUCCUGGUCAGCCAGAGUUUACACCGCCAGGUUGUAUUUCUUUGAACAUAGUAAGCCAGCCUUUGACAGGGCCAAAUUACACCCACUUACGGAUGCCGUUUCAUCAGCUUUUCAUUGGCGACAUAAAUGUUGCUCAUUGCGUUCCACGCUACACAAAAGCUGUAAGAAGUUUGGUCGACUAUUUGAACAAAUCUCCAAGAUUACAGGGUCGUACAGUCGUCAUCAACACAAUGGGAUUUUGUGAGGGAAUCGGUUGGGAUCUGAUGGUCUAUGUUGUGAAAUUAAUUCAGCCAUCGAGUAUUUUACAAAUUACCAGCGUGAGAAGCAAGAACAAUUAUCGAUGGCCACUCAGCAGCGAAGUGAUCAAUGAGCAGUCACCGACCCCCUUUACGGUUGUGGACGACAAGAAUUCACCAUGGUGGUUACCGUGUAGUCACGAACUGCACAUCGUUCCAUCGCUUACCGAAACCAAAUCGAACUCUGGAGAUCUUUGGGAAAUGGAACCUCGCCAUCAACGUGAACUGACGCUCCUAGCUUACCUCAGUCAAAUCUGUAAGAAGGAUCCCUACAAUAAAAAAUUAAUCUUUUCUCCAGUGCCAAGAAUCCAUGAGACACCCCCCUACUCGAUCUCAAUGUCGAAACUAACCAUAUCAUUGACUAAAGCUUUUGUACCAGCAUCUCAUAUUCUGGCAACGAUGAAUGGUAACAUUGUUGCUUUAUGCGGAAUUGACCAUACUGCCGAUGAACCGCAGGACCCGCAUGUGUCAGAGGUUUAUCCAAAGACGUUAUUAAGGCCACCUGUAACGUCGACUUGUUAUGGCUUUGGAAUAGUCAGAGGCGUUGAUCUGCAGACUGGAAGAAUAUUCAUCAACACCCCUCUGUCCAUUAACGAGCUGACUUAUGUAAACUUUUUGGUGGGUUCGAUUCCCCUACCGAUUCAACUAAUUCCAUCGGACCAUCGAAACGCACCGUACUUCAGCGAGGAGGGCGCCGAUUUGCCAACAAGUCGCGAACCAAGACGCGGAUAUUUCCGGUUGAGACAACGCAACGAAAAUAAUUGAAAUCUCUCGACGAAAAAUCCAAAGAAAUAAUCCAACGGACGAGUAACAAAACGACAUUGGUGGGUAUAUAGAUUUAAUAGAGUGUUUAUAUUGGUACAAUAGUAACAUGAUUUUUCAAAUUUUCAUUGCACAACAAGAAUAGAUAUAUGGUACGAAAACAUAAAUUUCACUAACAUAUACCUCGAGGACCGGUGGCUUGACCGUAGUACGAAUGAUCUAAUGGUUACUGGAGCCCUGUGGGUAGUUUUAUCAAAAUUUCCGACUAGGUUUUGACCGUGUAGCAAAGAUGAUUUCGUAAGAAUGCUGACCGGCGCGUUUGACUCAGUUAGACCAGGAUCAUAACUAGGCGCCCAAAUAGCAGGGGUCCUCAAAUUAUACGUUAUACAUGCUUACAUAACUGUAUGAUAAAUUUAUAUUAUAAAACGUUAUAACGGUAUACGAUCACGUUAUAAAAGCACCUGGAAAUCGAAGAGCGUCUUACGCGUACACUAGGGUGGUCCUUAUUUUCCAUAUGUUUGAAUUUUUUUUUACAAUGGUCCUAAGUCGUUUCAAAAUAUAUUAAAAAAAAUGCCUGCCUUAAUUUUAAUAUUAACCCGUGCCCCACGGCAGUCGAAGUUUUAAGUGUAAAAAAAAUGUGAAAAUAUGAUCUCGUUCUUUGCAAUUUUGUAAGUCGUUAACAUAUAUACUUAUAAUUCUGGACUGUAUAGUUUCUUAUAGGAAAUUUAACGCUCUACAAAAAAGGUCUGUUAUGAUUUAUCGCUAACUUUAUCGGUUCAAUAGAUAUUCAAGAUCAAAGUCGAGUGUUUGUGCUUUAUCAAUUGCUUUAGUAAUUUGAAAGGCACAAUAAGGCUUUCUGACGGGCUAAAAAUCUUCAAUUGACCCGCAUUGUAAAAUUGCAUAUAAAACUCAGUGUAAAUUGUAAAUUUUUGUAGCAACGCUCUGCUGUACGUUAUCUUUGGAACGUGAAGACUAUUUAUUGCAAUGACAAAUUAACUCUUUGCGCUCGAGGCCAUUUUCGCUUGGGCGAACCAGAAACUUGCCUCUGAAUGAUUAAUUUGAGAUUAAAAAAUCUUACUAGCUAUACGAAGAUGAAUCAUUUUAUACUUCCGAAGGUUCGUUGUAAAAAACGUUUCGAUAAAAAUAAAUGCAAAUAAACAUCACCACCGGUAGCAGCGGUGAGCAAGAGUCACCUCUUGA